Molecule: messenger RNA, 1348 nt
Organism: Cyprinodon variegatus (sheepshead minnow)
Lineage: Eukaryota; Metazoa; Chordata; Actinopteri; Cyprinodontiformes; Cyprinodontidae
Product: olfactory receptor 2A12-like
Exons: 3
Coding region: 110-1348 (412 amino acids)
Biological process (GO): G protein-coupled receptor signaling pathway
Cellular component (GO): membrane
Molecular function (GO): G protein-coupled receptor activity
Source: RefSeq, a predicted model, not a curated record
GUCAGGAACCAACUGCAUUCUUAGUACGAACUGCUUCAAUAGGUAACAUACAGAUACUUUCUUCCUAAGUAUCUGUUGUACUUAAAAUUGAAAUCUCUUUAAUCUUUGUAUGACUUUUGUAAUGACUAUUAUCAAUCAAACUCAGCUUAACACCACCUUAGAUAUACAGCGUCAUAGCAUUCUUGCAUUAGUGUUAUUUUCCACUAUGACAACAUUACCAUGCUGUGUGUUUCUUUUCAUCAAUCUGACAAUGUUAUACACUUUAAGGAGUAAAGCGGUGUUUGUAGAGACCUCUCGGUACAUUCUUCUUUUUAACCUUCUGUUUGCAGACACAACUCAGCUGGCACAGAGUCAGUCGAUGUUUUUGCUUUCCACUGCCAGAGUAACAAUGUCUUAUUCUGUGUGUGUCGGCUUAACCCUUCUCAACUUUUUCACUUUUAGUGUUUCUAUCAUCACGCUGGUGAUCAUGUGCUUAGAGAGAUACAUUGCUGUGUGCUAUCCUCUAAGACAUAGUGCUAUCAUCACCACCAGGAACACAGGAUGGGUUAUUUGUGUUGUAUGGUGUGUCAGUUUAUUUCAUGUAAUUACACAACUAGGUUUAAUAUUAAGGUUUUCAUUUCCAGACCUGCAGCUCACACAGAUGAUAGAUUUCUGUGGGAAGGAGAGUAUUUUUCUUGAUCCAGCAUCUGAUCUUUAUUACAGAACUUUUACUUAUUUUCUGUUUGUGUUAGGAGGUGUAACUGUUUUUGUCACCUAUACUGGUAUCGUAGUAGCAGCUCACUCAGCCUCCACUGACGAAGCAUCAGCGAGCAAAGCUCGAAGGACCCUGCUUCUGCAUCUGCUGCAAAUGGGCCUCACAGUGUCCUCGACCAUGUUUAACUCAUUGACUAUAGUUAUUUCAAAGCAUCUAGAGAGACUUGAAGCUAUACGCAUCCAGGUCUUUCUUUAUAUGUGUAUCAUGGUUCUCCCCAAAUGUCUGAGUUCACUAAUCUAUGGCCUCAGAGACCAGACGAUCAGACCUAUUCUAAUGCUGAACCUUUGCUGUCAGUGGGGAGGGUCAGUUUCCAUGGCUGUAGUGCUGAGACGCAAAAACAUCAGAUUUUUGGCUGUUUACGUGGGGAGGAUCAGUUUUUAUCCCAACAAGCCUGUCUCCAAGGUGGACACCAUUUUAAAGGUCCUGCUCAAGUUCUGGUUCCACGUUCUGUCUCGGCUACGCUCUUCCACUGGGCCUGCCCGUCUGCACCUGAUCCUGUCUGCUCCUGUGCCUGUCCACCUGGUCACACUGCUGGACUCUGAUCAGCUUCCUGCAAAUCCUCUGAAGCUGCAGCACCAGGGACACUCUCAGUGA